AUGCUGUCACGGCUCUCGCAAAUUUCGAGCAAGUCGCUGCACACUUCUCGAGGGGUUCUCGGCAAUCAGGACACGGUGAAACUCUGGAUUGAUGGACAUGCUGUUGAAUCAAAGACAAACGAAUGGAUAGAUCUCACCAAUCCGGCAACGAAUGAGGUGAUUGCGCGAGUUCCCAAAGCGACCCAAUCGGAAAUGCAAGCAGCCGUCGACUCAUCGAAGAUUGCUUUUGACAAAUGGAGUCGAACAUCAGUUAUUUCGCGUGUCCAAACGAUGUUCAAACUGCAAGAGUUGAUCAAGCGUGACAUGAAGAAAUUGGCCGCCAAUAUCACCAAGGAGCAAGGAAAGACUUUGCCUGAUGCUGAAGGAGACGUGAUGCGAGGACUUCAAGUUGUUGAGCACGCCUGCGGAGUCCCUUCUUUGAUCCAAGGAGAAUCGCUCUCAAAUGUGUCUCGGGAUAUGGACACAAUCUCUUACAGAACUCCUCUUGGUGUAACUGCUGGUAUUUGCCCAUUCAACUUCCCAGCUAUGAUCCCUCUUUGGAUGUUCCCAAUGGCUUUGGCAACAGGAAACACGAUGGUACUAAAGCCUUCAGAGCAAGAUCCUGGAGCGGCAAUGAUGCUUGUGGAAUUGGCCAAGGAAGCCGGCGUGCCUGACGGUUGUGUUAACAUAAUUCAUGGCCAACACGCUGCUGUCAAUUUUAUCUGCGACAAUCCAGACAUUCGAGCUAUCUCCUUUGUUGGUGCUGAUACAGCAGGAAAACACAUUUACGAGAGAGGAGCCAAAACCGGAAAGCGAGUUCAAUCAAAUAUGGGCGCGAAAAAUCACGGUGUUAUCAUGCCCGACGCGAACAAGGAGCAAACGCUUAAUCAAUUAACUGCCGCUGCUUUCGGUGCUGCCGGACAAAGAUGUAUGGCGUUAACGACCGCAAUUCUGGUGGGCGAGGCUCGGCAAUGGCUCCCCGAACUUGUCGAAAAAGCCAAGAAGUUGAAGGUUAAUGCGGGUUGGCAACCAGAUACCGACAUUGGACCCUUGAUCUCAAAGCAAUCCAAGGAUCGCGUGCUUGGCAUCAUCAAAAAAGCAAAUAAGGAGGGAGCCAAAGUACCUCUUGAUGGAUCGAACUGUGUUGUGAAAGGCUUUGAAAAUGGCAACUUUAUUGGGCCAACUAUUAUUUCGAGUGUCAAGUCCAAUAUGGAGUGCUAUAAGGAGGAGAUCUUUGGUCCUGUGUUGGUGGUGAUGGAAGUUGAUACGCUUGAUGAGGCUAUCGAGAUCAUCAAUAAGAACAAAUACGGAAAUGGAACCGCCAUUUUUACUACUAGCGGAAAUACAGCUCGACGAUUCACCCAUGAUGCGGAUGUGGGCCAAGUUGGCAUCAACGUUCCAAUUCCAGUACCUCUUCCGAUGUUCUCAUUCACUGGCUCCCGUGGAUCGUUCCAUGGAGACCUCAACUUCUACGGAAAGGCUGGUGUUCAAUUCUUCACUCAAUGGAAGACAGUCACUCAAUUCUGGCCUGCUGAUGGUGCCCCCGUUGAAGCUCGACCACAAAUGGCAUUCCCUCAACUGAAG
Molecule: messenger RNA, 1563 nt
Organism: Mesorhabditis belari
Lineage: Eukaryota; Metazoa; Nematoda; Chromadorea; Rhabditida; Rhabditidae
Source: the annotation of a GenBank genome assembly